AUGAGUGAUCAACUCGACCUUCAGGCCGUUCUGCAGAAUGGCUACUUCAAAACAUCGCGAGCAAAGCCUGCGCAACACUCCCCACCGCCGCUCGACUUUGUGCUUGUGGACGACUCUUCUCGCACCGAGCAAGAACGAGCAUUGGCACUGGCCGAUCCGCGACCACCACGCACGCGACCACCACCGCCGCCGACAUGCGAAGACGAGGCAGAGGCGCUGGCCAAGGAGUUUGGGUCCCUGUGCACCGACACAUCGGCAGACGAACCUCCGUCACGGGGCGACUUUGAGCAACACCCGAUCCUGCUCGAGGUGCACGAGCACAAUCCCGAGCGCCGCUUCGUGCUCGUUCCUGACUCGCCUGAACCUAGUGCGCCGGCGGAGAGCCAGAACAAAGACGAAGGAUCAGACACAGAGAGGCGUCGCAAGAUCCAGUCCGAUAGCGAGCAGCCACGCUACCCACACGUUGAUCGCAAGUAUGAGCCUGUCUUUGAAGAGAAGCUCACGGCAGAGCCACGACCUGCCAAUCCUCGUAGAAGGAGCAGGCAGGAUCUGCCAGCGUUGGAUACGGCGUACCGGAAAGAACGUACAAAGUCUGCCGUUGGUCCUCGGCCAGAGGCCUUUUCUGCAAGGCCCGGGGUGUCUCAUAAGGAGGACUUGUUAACGCCGGACUCGGUGAGGAAUGGCUCCAGCCGAAGCGACAGGGUCUACUACGAGACUGCAUCGUCAACUACGGGACCGCGGCGCAUGGCUCACCAGAAGAGCUUCACCAACCUGACAGAUGACCGGAGAAGAGACAGGCCACAGCGACGCGAAAGCCUGAGCCCAGCUCGUGGCAUGCGCUCGGAAUCAAACCCCGAUCCUAGGAAGUCAAGACGCAAGGUGUCUGUCGACCGAAGCGAACCAAGGUACAGAGACGAGCCGCUGGGAGCCCGCGGCAGCAGGCGGGAGAGCCAGCUGCCCCCAAGACGACCUGAGGAACCGACCCCCGUGUCAGCAUCCUCGCAAAGGCCGAGGGGACCCAGGCCACGGCAGGAAGGCAGCCGAUCGAGCGACGAGAAAGAGGCAAGCUCGGCACGUACCUCGACUCGUCCGCGCCGCAAGUCGACAUCGGUGCACCAGGAUAGUGAACCGCGGCAUGUCUCCGAAAAGGAACGAGCACGCUGGGUCGAUGAUCGAUCUCGCUCACGAGAUCUCUCUGCGACAACCCAGACCACGCCCAUCGUGGGUGCUCGCGAACCUUCUAUGCACCCAAGGGCUUCUGCAACGUUCCCCAUUGCGGGCGACUUUCAUCGCUCGUACCCGGAUGAUCUCGCUUCGGGAAGACCACCUCGCGUACCACCGCAUGCUAGCCAACCAGCACCAUCCACUUCCACGCCCGCUGUGCCUUUACCAGCGUCGGUACCAAUGGAAAGCAGUUUCCACAGCACAGCCUCGGGCACGCAGGGUUCUGCUAAUUCCAAUAUGUGGCCCCCUCAAGCAUUUGAUCCCGAUCGGGACGGGCUACCGACAGACAGGCAGCCAGUGAGCAAAGACAUCGGUUCCUACCGACGCUAUUCCGAAGGACACGCCCUGGACGGCGUGCCUCAAUUUCCGGAAUGUCCUCACCUCAACGUAUGCCCAGAUUGCUACCAGGCUGUAUUCGCGAACACUGAAUUCCGCACGCAAUUCCAACCCAUGCUGCGGCCGACAGACCGGCCCUUGGCGUGUGACUUCGGUUCGUCGCCUUGGUAUCGCAUCGCGUACCUGCUCACGCUGAAGAACGAGCACCCGGACCUGAGGCUGUUGCACCAGGUGGAUAACGUUGCUGCUGCGUCACGCAACCAGCCGUGUCCUGGAAGCCGCAAGGCGCACAGGAACUGGUUCACCGUAAGGGACCCGUACAAGCGACGCACCGUCCCGAACUUCACCGUCUGCUACCAAUGCGCGAAGAUGGUGGAGGUACUUCUUCCCAACCUCAUGGGGACGCUUGUGCCCGACGCACGCCCCGAGCCCCCUCCUAGUGUGUGCGCGUUGCAUUUCAAACCACAGCGUCGACGAUUUGCUCUAUACUUUGAUAUUUUUGAAACAACUGCAGACAGGGCCGUGAGGAACAAUGAGCCGCCCGACGUCAGCGCCCUCGCGUCCAAGAUCGAGCGGCUAAGUGCAGUCGAGGAGUGCCGCGAAGAUACCCCGAUACCGAACGCGUACUGGCACACGAUGCAGUACUUGCCGGAGCUCACCGUCUGCAGCGACUGCUUUAAUGAGGUGGUGCGGCCGAGGAUCAGCACCGAUCUCCUGGCGCGCAAUUUUUACAAGGACCCGCAACGACUCCAGCUGGCCACCUGUCAGCUGUACUCGGAGAGAAUGAGAGAGAUCUUCAGCAAGGCCUGUCGGCGCAACGACUCCAAGUAUCUACGCGCCAAGGUCAUUGAGCGAAUGCAGGUGGAGAUGGAUAUACACGCCCAGUUGGUGAAGCUUGACAGAGGGGGGCACGAUGACGCGUAUACAGAGGAACAAGUGGCAAGGCUGAUCAGCGAAUGGAAGACAUGGGAAUGA
Messenger RNA from Emericellopsis cladophorae, 2535 nucleotides. RefSeq lists its product as uncharacterized. The transcript has 3 exons. The record is from RefSeq and is a predicted model, not a curated record. Lineage: Eukaryota; Fungi; Ascomycota; Sordariomycetes; Hypocreales; Bionectriaceae. The coding region runs from base 1 to 2535 and encodes 844 amino acids.